AAAUUUGCAUUGCUUUUGCUUUUGCAUUUCUCUGAUCUCUCUCGCACGCACCUUUUUCUAUCCUAAAACUCAAAAUAAAACUUUUGAUCUUAUUAAUACAUUUGAAGCAUUUAUUUUUAGUUAAUUUAAUUUAUCGGUUGCGUUUAUUAAAAGCAAACAUGGUCACUGAACCAUGUUAGGAGAUAUCCAACUGACUAAACGCUUAAUUGUUAUCGCUUUGGUUCUCGCUAUUAUUUACAUUUUGAAGGAAUACGUAUUCGUUUAUCCAAUAUGAGUCAACAGAGAGUUGCUUAUUUCUACAACGCCGACGUUGGUAACUUCCAUUAUGGACCUGGACAUCCUAUGAAACCGCACAGACUGGCAGUGACUCAUAGUUUGGUCCUAAAUUAUGGACUUCAUAAGAAGAUGCAGAUUUACAAGCCCUAUAGAGCUAGCGCUCACGACAUGUGCCGAUUUCAUAGCGAAGACUACAUUGAAUUUUUACAGAAUGUAACACCUCAAAACAUACAGAGCUACUCCAAAGACCUUCUGCAUUACAAUGUUGGUGACGACUGCCCAGUUUUCGAGGGUCUAUUUGACUUCUGUUCCAUGUAUACAGGAGCUUCUUUAGAGGGUGCAAUGAAACUGAAUAAUAAUGCAUGUGAUAUCGCUAUAAACUGGUCAGGUGGAUUGCAUCAUGCUAAGAAGUUUGAGCCUUCUGGGUUUUGUUACGUCAAUGAUAUUGUAAUAGCAAUAUUGGAGCUAUUGAAGUACCAUCCUCGGGUGUUGUACAUAGACAUUGACGUCCAUCAUGGUGAUGGAGUACAAGAGGCCUUCUAUCUGACCGACAGAGUGAUGACGGUCAGUUUCCACAAGUACGGAAACUAUUUCUUCCCAGGAACCGGUGAUAUGUAUGAGAUAGGUGCCGAAAGUGGAAGGUACUACUCUGUCAAUGUGCCAUUGAAGGAGGGAAUCGAUGAUCAAAGCUAUGUUCAGGUAUUUAAACCGGUAAUCUCGAACGUGAUGGAAUUCUAUCGGCCUACCGCUAUAGUGCUACAGUGCGGCGCCGAUUCUCUCGCGGGAGAUCGUCUUGGGUGUUUCGCGCUAUCAACUCGUGGCCACGGGGAGUGCGUGAAAUUCGUUAAGACUCUAAACGUGCCUACUUUAGUAGUCGGCGGUGGGGGGUAUACACUGCGUAACGUGGCGAGGUGUUGGACAUACGAAACUUCACUGUUGGUCGACGAGAACAUUUCCAAUGAGUUGCCCUACACUGAGUAUCUGGAGUUCUUCGCACCUGAUUUCCAAUUGCACCCUGACGUUAGCAACACAAACAAUGCUAAUAGUAAGCAGUAUUUGGAGGCGAUCUCUAAACACGUGUAUGACAACUUAAAAAUGUGCCAGCACUCGCCAGCAGUGCAAAUGACUCAUGUGCCAGGUGAUUUCUUCCCCGAUGAGUACAGGAUUAAAGAUGAGCCUGACCCAGACGUGAAAAUGACCCAAGAGGAGGCUGACAAAUUAGUUGAAGCCAAGAACGAGUUCUACGAUGACGAGAAAGAUAACGACCGGGAUCAGCCAACAGAGAAUAAGGAACCAUAGCAUACGACCACCGAGGCCGACCCUCUGGCCAUAUGACAAGAGACAAUAUACAAAAAGUUCAAGAAAAAAUUCAUGUGAAGUGAUCUCGUGUUGUGUGUUAACUGUGAACGAAUCAGUUGAAAAGUGUAGUGAAGUGACAUUUUUGUGUAUAGGGUUAUGAAGCCCUAAUAACUUUUUGAAGCUAGAUUUGGAGUAAAAUUUAGCUGAACUUUUGGCUUUAAACACUAGCAUAUAUGUUUACAGGGCCUUACUUUAUAAAAACGAAUUGCUUAGCAGGUCUUAAUCUUGAUAAUGAUUCCGUUUUCUCUGAAAAAGGACCAGAUGUAAAUACAUAGUCACAUUUUCAAUGCCGUUAAAUGGUUAGGACAUAAUUAUAUUACCCCUGAAGUGAGAUUGACUUUGUGUAAGAUAGCAAAAGAAUUUAUUAUGCAGGAUAACUGCAAUUCCAUUAGAAAUCGUGAAUAAUUCAUUGGUUUGCUAAGUAGAUAUAUAGGUUUUAUAGUUAAGUAUGUAUUGUUAAUAAGAUUACAUGUUAUUAUAAUAUGAUGAAUUUUGGGAGUGUGAGUGGGGUACUCACGAACUGACGAACAGUGGUAACUACGAAACUUAUCUAUACAAUGACAUUAUUUUCAAAGUAUUUUGAACAACUUUUCUCUAUGGAGAUACCAUAUAGAAAAGUUUGAACCUCAAUCGAGAAAGGUUAAAUACGUUAAAACUGUAUUGGUUUAUGUAAAAAUACUAUAAUCUUGACUGAAUUAUGUAAUAUUAUUAUUUAAUUACUAUAAAGAGGUAAAAACAUUUUUAAAAGGCACUGCCUUAUAGAGGCAGUUGUAAAUAGCAGGUUUGGUAAGUUAAAAAUUAUAAAAGGCACGUUUAAUAACUAGUAGCAGUUAAAACUAAGCAGUAAAGUAAACAAAAAUGAGUAAUAAAAUAUAACGAAAUGGAUCAGUGAAUAUAUAAUUGCGCAGGAAAAUAUAUAAAUAGGCGGUAAAUAGCUCCGCCCAACUAACGAACAUUUACCUCUCUUCUCAAUGAAUUUGAGUUCAAGUGUCACCGCUCGCUAUGAUCUGCCUAAACUUUUAUCGAACCGCCCAUUCAGUUAUUAGACUGUUCAAUUAUUUUUAGAAUUGACAUUGUAUGAUAAAAUAACCAACUAAUUGUUUUUUUUAUUACUGACCAUGUAUUACUGCCGCAAUAAUUAAUCAACCGCCAUUAAAUUAAAUAACUGCUCAAUAUGUUUUUCAACUGAUCAUAAUAACAUCCCGAAUGUUUAAAUAACAGCUCAAAAAAUUAGUUCCCUUUUUAGAAUAACACGAAACACAUGAAAUUUGACACAUGAUAAAAUUUUCGUACCUAGCCCCUCUAGCAUGACCACCGAAACGGGAUAUGUUAAAGCGAUAUAUCGACCAUUAACUGUCAGACUACUAUGGAGUUUGACAGUAGUCUGACAGUUAAUGUCGAUAUAUCGCUUUAUCAUAUCCCGUUUCGGUGGUCAUGCUAGAGGGGCUGGAGCGACGCGUAAGUUCUUUAGGCUUCUAGGGUGUGCGUAGCAGGGGAGCCCAAGCGGGGAUUUUUGAAAUUACUUAAGCGUGGCAGAAUAACAUAAGGAGGGCAACCUUACACAUUGUGAACUACUCCCACCUAGGGUUAACAUUUUUUUUUUUCUAUCAAAUAUAGUAUUUUCGACACUGUUACCUCUAAAAAUAUAGUAGAUGGCAAAAACUUCUUAAUAAUAUACGUGCCAAAUUUGAAGUAAAUCCAUGCAGAACUUUUUGAGCUUAUCCUGGACACACAAACAGGACAAAAUUCUAAAAACUAUAUUUUUGGCUUCGGUAUCGACUGUAGAUCACACCCCAAGUAUUCUUUAAAAAAAUAUUCAAUGUACAGUUUUGACUUUUCUACCAUUUUAUUAUAUAUGUCGGAGUGGGCGAGCGGUAAUAUAGGCGGUUGGCCACGUGGUUCAUCUUGAUCCGCCAUCUUGGUUAUUCAAUGUUAUUUUCCGAAAAUGAAACUGUAGUCUAAUAACUUAGCUAAUGUUUAAUUUAAAUCUUUAAAUCACUUUACAAAAUAUGAUAAGAUUACAAGGAUACAAAUGGAUUGCUUUGUGAAGCGCGGAGAGUUCUGUGCUAACGUCCAUUCACUAUCGCAGCUCACGUCUGAAUGCCGAAUGCCGAAUGCUGAAUGCCCCUUCCAAUGAAGCGUUACCCCCUUAAAUACUACCCUUAGCAUAGACCACUCCCAAGUGAUGACAGCUGUCACUGUCAUAACUUGACGUUUCACAAAGCAAAUGGUACAAUGACUGAUGACAUUUGCUGUAGGUUUUACGUUUCGCAGGAGCGAGCGAGACGCCAUCCGCCGACAUAUAUAUAUAUAUAUGUAGUAUUUAUUCGCC
This is a messenger RNA of Chilo suppressalis (striped riceborer), 3967 nucleotides long. NCBI's taxonomy places the organism in Eukaryota, Metazoa, Arthropoda, Insecta, Lepidoptera, Crambidae. The record is from the annotation of a GenBank genome assembly.